UUGAAUUUAAAGGAAGUAAAAUUUACCCACUCGAAUCCCAGCAUGCAACGUGAUUCAGCGCAUGGUGAAAUGGCGGCGUCCUAGAUGCGGUGCAAAGAACUACUGAUCCUUUAAAAGCAUAUGGUUCCAAUUAAUGCUAGACACAAUGGCAGAUGGACCAACGUCACCUAAGAGGGUGUGCCUCAAGAAAGAGGAGAUAGAAAGUCUGCCAAGAGAUGAACUGCUAAUAAGAUGGAAAGAACAGGAAAUGUAUGUGAACUUCCUGGAAGAGAAAUCAAAAUCGCUUUCUUCACGAGAUGAUAGUAAGGAGUCUGAAGAGAAGCUCAAACAGCAGCAUAUAGAAGCAGCCCGCCGUGAAAACACCCUGGUGAUGAGACUUACAUCCAAAGAACAGGAGCUUCAGGAAUAUAUGAACCAGAUCCAGGAGAUGAAGCAGUCUCAGUCCCCAAGUACAGCCCAGCUGAGGUCCAUGCUGUUAGAUCCCGCUGUAAACCUCGUCUUUCUCCGCAUGAAGAAAGAGAUGGAAGAAAGCAAGGAGAAACUGGAACAAACUCAAAAUGAACUCAGUGCCUGGAAGUUCACACCCGACAGUCAAACAGGAAAGCGUCUGAUGGCCAAGUGUCGCAUGUUACAUCAGGAGAAUGAAGAGCUGGGCAAGGUGUUGUCCUCCGGGCGAAUCGCUAAGUUGGAGGGAGAGAUUGCUCUGGAGAAAACACUUGUACAGGAGAUGAAGAAAAGUCAAGCAGAACUGGAUGAGUUUCUUGGGGAGAUAGAUGAGGAUGUGGAGGGAAUGCAGAGCAUGAUAUGUGUGCUACAGAAACAGCUGAAGGAAGCCAAGGAGCGCGUGUCUCAGCUCCAGGAAGAAAAUGAACUGCUGAAAACUGACAGCAAAGUGGAGGCAGCAGUGGGACGGGAACCCACAGACUCUGAGCUGAGGGCAGCCAGUGGUUCCCCGGACAGGCACUCAAACCACAGCUCGCAGACCUGGCCCACAGAGGUUGUGUCAGAACCACACCGCGAGGCUGAGGAAAUUCGCAGCCUGUCUGAGGCUGCAGUCACAGACAACCAUGUCACGGACAAAAGUGGUAGUAUAGACACAGAGGAAGAGGACAUGGAGAUGGACUGCAAAGAGGAGCAGCUCCCACAGUGUGAACCUGCUCAUCUGUCCUCGCCCCAACCCUCAUUAGAGCACUCUGACCAUUUAACUGCUAGUUCUAAUCACACCUCGCACCUCGGGGCAGUCAGCCCUAGUGCUGACCCCCCUAGAGACCCCUUAGACCCCUCCUCCCCGGACACGAGGACUUCCAGUGGCCCAGAGGCCAACUUGUCAGGAGUAAACGGGGAGGAAGUUAGGACUAGCAGGACAAAGGAUGAGAGAGAGCAUGAAGCUGGGGAACAGACCAGUGAGGACUUAGUACACAAUGGCAUCAAGGAGACAUGGCAGCAAGCUGAGGGCACUGUGUAAAAAUUAUUGUGGUUGCAUGAUUUAAUUAGUCCUAGACCUGAGUGACAUCGUGGAUGGC
Messenger RNA from Liolophura sinensis, 1523 nucleotides. RefSeq names its product pre-mRNA-splicing regulator WTAP-like. The transcript has 8 exons. NCBI's taxonomy places the organism in Eukaryota, Metazoa, Mollusca, Polyplacophora, Chitonida, Chitonidae. Gene Ontology annotation, biological process: regulation of alternative mRNA splicing, via spliceosome; mRNA modification. Gene Ontology annotation, cellular component: nucleus. Bases 134 to 1465 code for a protein of 443 amino acids. The record is from RefSeq and is a predicted model, not a curated record.